Molecule: messenger RNA, 7557 nt
Organism: Drosophila melanogaster (fruit fly)
Lineage: Eukaryota; Metazoa; Arthropoda; Insecta; Diptera; Drosophilidae
Exons: 1
Coding region: 818-3724 (968 amino acids)
Cellular component (GO): membrane
Molecular function (GO): protein-cysteine S-palmitoyltransferase activity; palmitoyltransferase activity
Source: RefSeq, marked reviewed
GUUUGGUCGCGUCGGUCGAAGGAGUCGGUUGUUCGUUUUCGUGCGCUCAAGUAACGGUAAGCGCGAAUGCCUUCGCCAGUUCUACUGUUAUUUUACCUCGGGACGGCUAUGCGUCCCUGCGUCCCUGCGCUUUCCUGUCUCUGUGUAUGUGUGGGAGACAAACAAAUAGCAAAACGAGAAGGAAAACCAUAGAGAGGAAUUCCGCAAAAAGGGGGGUGGCGAACAUCCUGUUUUUCUGCGCCCGCUGCCAGAGUAACCACCCCCUCUCAGGGACGACAACAACAAAGUGGACUUAAGCGAAAAACGAAAAUAAAUAUACGUACGAACCUAUAACUGCGCCAUUUGUACUUCGCAACAACAAAUGAAAAUAUAUAACUAUAAAAUUGUGUGUAUGUGUGUGACGGACGGAGAGAACAAAAUCAACAUAAAAAACUGUUGUGGAGAAGAUUAUUUAUAAAAAGCUUCGUCCGUAAAAAUAAGCCAAUCGAAGGAUGCAAUAUUAAAUGGCAGGCAAAGUGAAGUAGUGCAAAUUUAAAAGAAGACAAUAAAAAGGCAACAACAUUUAAUUGGACUCUAAAGCUACAACUUCAAAACUGUUUAAGGAUGCCUAAUACACUUUUGUAAUCCGCAAUCAAACCAUUAAAACAUGCUGCAAAAUCGGUUGGGAAUUAUAUGAAUUCUUCCCAUUUCUGGAUUGCAUCAUUCGUCGAGGGCGUGGUCUAGCAUUAAAUGUAAUGUACAGCUGUCAAGCAGGUCCUUUCAUCAUUCACACAUCAUCAUCAUCAUCAGAGCCAUUAUCUCCAGGCCCAAUAACACAAUGUCCACAACAGCAGCUGGACUAAAGUCGGGACCCAAAGGAGCCUACGGCGUCAGGUCGGAGACGGAUCACAUCAUAACCAUAAGCACUGCCGGCUUGACGGAGUCGCACAGCGAAAGUCCCGCAAAGGGAGUAGUGACUCCAGUACGGAAGCCCCAUUCCCUGGGAAGUGAAGAUUCCCCAGAAAAUAUAAUUCCGGGUGAACAGGCUGAGACAAAUAAAAAACCCCUGCACUUGUGCCGGCUCUCGCAGCUGGUGAGCUACCAGAGUAACAUCGCUGAUGUCCAGCACCGGAAGGGUAGACGACUACACGGAUUACAGCUGCCACUGCAUCCCCUCCAAAUUUUUGGUUGGCUCGUCCUCCUCCUGUUUGGAGUGGCUAGCUACUGGGUGCUCAUUCCGGCCUUUCAUGCCCGCAUACAAGGACCGCUCUACGGACUAAUCACCGGGCUCUAUCUGGUGCACAUCGCCUCUCAUUUGACGGCUUUACUGACAGAUCCUGCGGACAAGGAGUUGCGGCGAGUGCAUCGCAACGAUCGGAUUGUCCCAGAAUUUGACCGGUCGAAGCACAGUCACGUAAUAGAAAACGGGAGGUGCCAUCUGUGCAACAUCCGGACCUCUUCGAACCGCACCAAGCACUGUUCCGUGUGCAACAAGUGCGUGGGCAAGUUUGAUCACCACUGCAAGUGGCUGAACCACUGCAUCGGAUCGCGUAACUAUGUGGCCUUCCUGAUGUGCGUGGUCAGCGCUGUGGUGGCCACCCUGGUCAUCGUGGCCGCGGUGGUGGCCCAGAUCGUUUUUUACUAUAUCCAACCAGACUGGUUAAGCUUCUACUGGUGCCCCACGGAGUCGAGCCACACAAUUGAAAGCGGCGACUUCAUAAACAUCACCCUAAGCCUGAGCAACGGCACCAUGAUGCUGAUAGAGCAGCACACUUCGGAGGAGGACGUUCAUCAGGAAAUGUGGGACGAGGAGCAGGCAAAUAUGACCAUCUCGACACUGCCCACCCUUCUGGAGAAUUUUACAGCUAUUAUAGAAGCAAGCGCAACGCGGCCUGGAAUUAGCCCCACGAAUCACACCGAAACGCAGCCAGUAGUGACCGGAAUUGGAUUAAAUGAAACCAUUUUCAUGUUUCUGCUGGGAGUUCUGGGACUGCUCGCCGCAGUGAGUGCGGGUUUGUUGCUCCACCUAUGCUUCUUUCACAUCUACAUCUCGUUCCUGGGACUGACCACCUAUGAAUACAUUAGAAACCACCGUCAGGCUCAGGAUGCCAAGACCAAGCAGCUUCUGGAGGGAGCUCCCGGCGUGCGGGCGCCCAAAAAUGGCAACGUGCACUUCUCGGCUUCAUUGCCCGAGCCACAUAAUCCGUCCAAGUCCUUGCCAGGAGGUCAGCAGCUCUACUGCUGUUCCAGUGCCCCACAUCCAAGCCAGCACUCACAGGAAUCGGUUGGUCAAACAGAGCAAUCCCUGCGGUUGCAUUGCUGUGCCAGCUCCAGGGAGUUCCACCAGAGCGGGCAGGCCAUCUAUGUUUGCUCGCUUCUGGAGGAGGCAGUUCCGCAAAUCCAAGUUGAACCGGAUACUCUGAGUAGCUUCCAUUGUUGCUCUAGCUUUGCAGCUAGUUCCCUGCAGCGCAGGGUGAGUUUGGCUAAAGGAUCGUUGAUCUCAGCCGAGCCACGUCAUCUGAGACCAGCGACUUAUCUGCAGUACACCGAGCAAUGUACUCUCUGCACAUUCCGCCUAAGAAGAGGAUCAGGACCAGGGACAGGAUCUUCAGGAGCUGUAAGCAGCGCCGGUGGAAGCAGUAGCACUCGCACAUUAACCAGUCAAACUGGCGGCUCCUCCGCUUCGGCCACAGCAGCCGGGAAUAUUUCCAAGCAUCAGCGGUGGCGAAGGAAAUGGAAUUGCUGUGCCGCGGUUCCAGAUAGCCCCGACUUGCCUAAUGACCUUCUUGCUGCCCUAACGUUUCGCGAAAGCGAGGAAGCAGCAGCGGCAGCCAAGUUAAACGCCCAGGAACUGCCUAUCCAAUUCAUACGCACGCUAAACGGCGGCUUGGACCAGGAGCUGCCUCUGAAGGCAACAACAGCCACUCCUACGCCACCUAGAAGUUCCCGUCUCCGCUACAUGCUGCGCCUACUGGGACGCUAUCGAAGACCACGCUGUCGCCAUGGGGCCCAUCAUGGUAUCGCUGCCAAAGAGCACCAGAAUAUCGGUGGCUCUGCAAUAAAACAAAAUCAAAUACGUCCGCUGCAAUUGCAGGCAGCUGGACGUGGCUAUGCUAAUUCGACUGCCACUCCAACCCCGCCCGCAAGUUCGCCAAGCAGAAGUUCCUUGGAGAGCAGCGACCUGAGCACCAGCACGAGCCCUUCGUGCGGCAAAAAGGAGCUGAUGCUGCUGCCCACAUCCGUGAUAAGGGAUGACAGCGUGACCACCUAUACGCUGACCUUGCCGCCUGCUCUGCCACCGCCUACGAGGAGAAAAAUGAACCAGACCACCCAAGAGCUGGCGGAGUUGGCUGAAACCUUGGGGUUCGCCAGCAAUUUGCAGCACAGUCAGCAUAACAGCCAGACCAACAGCCGAACGUUGCCCAGUUUCGGGAAUGUCUAUCGCCGACAGAGGCGGAAGCACUUCUUGCGGACACGAUCUCCCACACUAUCGCCCAUCCACGAGUCCGGCCUGUCAAAUCCAACCUCGCCCCAGCCCCUGAGGCACCACCACCAGAAUCUAGCCAACUCGAACUCCAAUCCGGCCAAAGCCAUGUCCUCGCCUAUGCUUAAUCGCAACUCAGGAUCUGCGAACUCCUCGGCACUUCUAGUCCAGAAUCUGUGCAGCUUGGCAGGGGAAACGCUGAGGAAUUCCGCAUCCAACAGUUCCCUGCAGAGUCUCAGCUCCAAUUCGAGCAGCACCUAGAUGAGUGUCUGUUUCUCUUUAGUCCUUAGGUUAGCUUUAACCUUAGCCAUAGUCCCCGCGACCCGCAACCGAAGCAGUUCUGUUGAAGUUUCGGAAAUCAAUUAAUUCGCACAUAAGCGUGGAAAGUCAUAACUAAAAUCAAUUACGCACGAGGAGGAGUGGGAGUGGAUUGGGAGGUUAACUGUCGGGGCCUGGAAAGGAAAUUGCCUUUGAUGCGAUGCGGUUUCAUUGCCAAACUUAAUUACCGCUUUUGGUCGAAGUUCCAUUGUCUGAGUUUUUGGAUUGCAUAUUUGGUUUAUGAAGAGUCUGAUGUGGAUUUAUUGCAGAGACGGAAUUUUGUGUCCUCUUUCACGUUUGCUACGUUAUUAGUUUUACUGCUAAUUUUAAUAGGUGGCAAUCAACGGCUUUAUUUAUAUUGUUUAAUUGUAAUCUCUUAUUUAAAGAUAGUAUUUUAAGAAAGUCAAUCACAAUUGCUCCCAACUCAAAUUAUUUUAUAGCAUAUAAGAAAGUAUAAAAAAAACCCGCGUUGCUGACGACCAGCGGAAUUUCGAAAUAGAAUCUUAUAUUUCUCUUUUCUAACUUAAUCAUCAAAAGAUGAAAUUUUGAGUCCCCAAAUGCAUCGAGCUGCUUUCUUCCAAACUAAACAUGUAUUUACCAACCUUUGAAUGACUUCGCAGUUGAGUUGAUAAAAUAUGCAACAGAAUGUACUCAAGAGUUCGAGCUGGGUGACUACUCAUUUUUCCGCACCCACCCCUUUGCUAGUAUUGAUUUUCAUUUUGGAAAGCGUGCAAGCAAAGGCGUCGGUUUAUUACGUAUUGUAUCUGCAGCUGAAGCUUCGGUUGUAUCUGAAUCCGUUUCAUCAUCCCACAACCAAAGAGAAGGAAAUUCAGCAUGUUGCCAAAUUGUUACGCAAAUGUUUUGAUUCGAUCUCAAUUCCCAUAAAAAACAUGACGAUGGCAAUUGUCUUGGGUUCUAAACUUGAUUUUGACGACUGUCCCUCGGCCCAUUAAAUAUUCCAAAACUGAAUAAUUAAAGCGACGCAAGUCGGGAAAAUGGGAAAUGGAACCGCGUCAAAAGCGUCAUUGGAUGAGUGCAUGUGCUCAUCCUCCUCAGUUGUCAGUCGGACUGCUACCAGGGCUUAAAGGCAAUGUUAUAAUAGGAUAGACAAGGAUAGACAGCCGUACCGACUACGCACAUGACACUCCGGGAUUCAGGUGGUGCUCCUGCUUUUUAUUGCCCCAGACAGUCGGUGGUUCAUGUUAUUGAAACUGACAGCGGGGAAAGUCCAUUUUUAACCGGCUGGAGUUGAGCAGGUGGGAGUGGCAGUGGUGUCAGAUAGAUGGAUUGGUAGAGAAAGAAUCGCUUUGUGUUUGGGACGUUCCCGUUGAGUUCGAGGUUGAGCUUUAGUGCUCUCAGUUCCGACUAGUGACCAUUCUGAAUCAAUAUGUUACCCUCAAUACAAACUUUCAAUUUGUGUUCUUCAAGAAAAGAUUCUUUCAGAUUCGUUUUGAACAUUUUUUGGAAACAAUUUAUUUUCAAUCACGAAUUGUCUACUCAGAAUACCCAUUCAUUCUACGCUUACUUUAAUUUUGGUGAACUUUUUUAAACUGGCAAACGGUGCUGUGGCCUUUCAAUAUACUGAUGUUAUAGUAGUAAACCGAAUUUGUUCCGCUAUCCAAGACGCUCCUCAUAGCUUUGUUUCCAAUUAACAAGUUUUAGUUGAGUCCGCCUGUCGGCGGAUUGUAUGCAACUUGCCUUGCAAAUGUUGCUGCCUCGCGAAGGACCCCUUUCAUGGAUUCGGGAAAUGAUGGUUAGAAUAGUGUCAUUGAGCCCGUAUCCAAAAGAGGACUUGACUCCCAGCUGACAUGCAUUUUUGCAGGUGGCUUCGGGUCGAGCUCAGUUCGUUUCCAGUGACAAGAGACAGACGCCUGGUAAAUGACUCAAAAUAACAUAAUGCAGCGACUGUAAAUGGAUUUUCAAUGCGCACUGUGCUGCACAGACGGUUGGAGCAACAAUUUUCCUGCCGUUCCCAUUUCCACCGUUUAUUUCCGCAAGCAUAACUCGCUGCAUACUUUUUAGGGCGCUCUGUGGCUGUGUGUGUGGGUGUGUUUUCUUUUGGGAUGACGUGGGUGUGCUGAUGUCCGUCUGAAAAUGUUUAAUUUGAUAGCACUUGGCGUUACCAAUCGAAACUGCUUUAAAGGGUAUAUACAGGUGAAAUGGCGCGACGUAGCGGAUAUUUAUUUUUAUAAAAAUAUAUUCGACUUUAAUUGCAUGUUCGUGUCAUGUCGCCAGCUCUUGGCUAUUGGACACGCCCCCCAAAGGUGGGGGCGUAGAGCGGACUGCCAGGCAACACCCUCGAACUUUUAGCUUGACUCCCGGUGGUGAAGUUUGUUUACGAGGCAUAAAGCAGAAAUAUUCAGAUUCUCGUCAAAUUUGGGUGGGGGGGUGGUGGGGUCUGCUCCCACUUGACUGACUUUCCCUAUGGCAACAAAUGCAAUACUCUUGCUGCCUUUGUUGUAGUUGUCGUCCUGGUGAUUGCCGUGCAUCAAUUAUAAAACAUUUUCUGCCCUCUGUCGCUAUGCUUUUUUGACAUGCAAGCCGAAACUGUUCUUCAUUUUUGGCAUACAGAAAGAGAAGCACUGGAAUUUAAAUUGGUCCUAAUUGAUAUCCAAUUUGGUGUUAUACCUAAUGAUUUUCUGUCUUUGUAUAUGGCACUUUCUACUAUGAUUAUUCUGCACAUAAUUGUAAAGCUAAAUAUCUUUGUAUAUUGCAUUACUACCACAAACUUCGAGAUGCAUUUAUUCAAGUGUAAAAGCAACACCUUCCUUGAAAAGUCGUAUUCUUCUUUCUCGGUUUGCCUGUAGGAUAAACGACUCAUGAUUGAUUGGGCCAGAAUUGGGUGCGAAGGCGCACCAGUGGAGACAGUUGCCCCUGCUCCAACCGUUCCUUCCCUUCUCCGAGCUGUUAUUAGCAUUGGUAGUUAGGUUAGCUCCAACUCCCAGUCCACUUGGGCCAACAUACUCCUUUUGUUUCGCCUUGUGCCCUGCAAUGACAUUUUCAGUUGCUUUGCUUUUCCCUUUUGGCUGGUUCAACGAACUUCUGGCUCUCGGCUCCUUUGUUGAAUUAUCAGCCAGGUGGAACGUACAGGACAUGCUGACUUAGGUGAAUCCGACCGCUCUGCCCGUCUAAUAUGCCUUUCAAUUUAGUUAAUGACUCUUUGUAUCACUUCUGGGUAGUUUUAUCUGUAUCGUAAGCUUAAACAAAUUAUCAAUGAAAACGGAAAAACAGAAGAAUAAGAAAAGUUUAUGAGACUGGAGUCGGGUAAAGAAUGUACGAAAACAAAUUAAAGAUUGAAAAGUAAACAAUAAUUAUAAUAAUUUAGCCAGGCCAAUUAAGUGUGAAAAAUAAAAGCACGAUUAUAAAAAAAAACCUAUAUAUAUUUUGAUAAAAUGUGAAUAAACAGAUUCUAACAGGAGACAAAUUUAAUUGAAGAAAUGCGAAAAUUUGUAUGAGUUCGCAUAACGAGAAACGAAUGUAUGAGAAGAUUAUAGCCCCAGAAAGUAUGCUAUGAAUCGAUGUGAAGACAUUUUGACAUUUAAAGACUAUGCUUUGUACCAUAAACAAAAAAUAAAAAUUGUUCAAUGAAAAAUAAAAUAAUGUUGGCUUAGUUUGUUAGUUUCUUAUGUGCGCCGCCCCAUAGCAAUUAAGUGACUUGUAAAUCGCUCCCAAGAAAACUUAAAUCGUGAAAUGUGCGCUUAGCAAAAAGAGCACACAGAAAAGUGGAAUAAAAACGAUAGACAACAAACAGAGUGUUGCAACAACAAGGUGUCUAU